AUGGACGAGCACUCCUGCCCGCUCAUCUUCUCCAGCUAUGGCUACCCCAAGGAGGAGAUGAUCUACCGGUGGAGGAAGAACUCGGUGGAGACGGCCAACCAGAAGUCCUGGCGGCUCUACCAGUUUGACUUCAUGGGCCACCGGAACACCACGGAGACCCUGACCACGCCCUCAGGCGACUACGUCCUCAUGACCAUCUACUUCGAGCUGAGCCGGCGGAUGGGCUACUUCACCAUCCAGACGUACAUCCCCUGCAUCCUCACCGUGGUGCUGUCCUGGGUGUCCUUCUGGAUCAAGAAGGACGCCACGCCGGCGCGCACGGCCCUCGGCAUCACCACGGUGCUGACCAUGACCACACUCAGCACCAUCGCCCGGAACUCGCUGCCCCGCGUGUCCUACGUGACGGCCAUGGACCUCUUCGUGACCGUGUGCUUCCUGUUCGUCUUCGCAGCCCUCAUGGAGUACGCCACCCUCAACUACUACUCCAGCUGCCGGAAGCCGGCCGCCGCGAGGAAGAGGGCGCCGUUACUGCGUCCAGACUCCUCCAGGUGGAUCCACGAGCGGAUCGCCCUGCAGGCCCCCUCCAACUACUCCCUGCUGGACGUGCGGCCGCCGCCGGCCGUGGUGGCCCUCAGCCACGCGCGGUACUGGCCGGAGCUGGAGGAGGCGUGCGGGUACGAGUGCCUGGACGGCAAGGACUGCCAGGGCUUCUUCUGCUGCUUCGAGGAGUGCAAGGCGGGGCCCUGGCGGCGCGGCCGCCUGCACAUUGACCUGGCCGAGCUGGACGCCUACUCCCGCGUCUUCUUCCCCACCUCCUUCCUGCUCUUCAACCUGGUCUACUGGAUCGGCUACCUGUACCUCUGA
This is a messenger RNA of Pipistrellus nathusii (Nathusius's pipistrelle), 864 nucleotides long. NCBI's taxonomy places the organism in Eukaryota, Metazoa, Chordata, Mammalia, Chiroptera, Vespertilionidae. The record is from the annotation of a GenBank genome assembly.